AUGACUUCUCUUAUUCUUCUUCACAGGAAAUAUGAGGUAUCAAACAUGAUGGCAGCCACAAGGGCAACCAAGGACCGAAUCUUCACACUUCGUGUGAAGACUGAAGAAAACCAUCCUUCUGAUGGCUAUCGCUGGAGAAAAUACGGUCAGAAAGUUGUCAAAGGGAAUCCAAAUCCAAGGAGUUACUACAGAUGCACACACAUAGGGUGCAAUGUGAAGAAGCAUGUGGAGAGAGAAGCAGCCGAUGUGAAAAUAUUGUUGACUACAUACACUGGGAAACACGGACACCCUGAACCACCUAAACGCAGUAGCAGCAGUUCUGGUCCAAGGAAUCGUUCCCGUUCAUCAGUGCCUGCUCGUUUAGGCAUACCUCUUUUUUCUUCCUCCUCAUCCGCUCAAGACAUGAGGCCUUUCCCUUAUCCUUCUGCUUCGGCCGCUCAAGACAUGAGGCCUUACUUAUAUCCUUUUGCUUCGGCCCCUCAAGACGAGAGGCCUUUCCCUUAUCCUUCUGCCUCGGCCGCUCAAGACAUGAGGCCUUACCCUUAUAAUCCUUAUGCUUCGGCCGCUCAAGACAUAAGGCCUUACCCUUAUAAUCCUUAUGCUUCGGCCGCUCAAGAAAUAAGGCCUUACCCUUAUCCUUAUGCUUUGGCCUCUCAAGACAUGAGGCAGUUCCCUUCUUCGUUGAACCCAGGAAUUGAUAUGACUCAUAUCUCUAUGAGUGGACUCUCCAAGCUGCCGAAUUUUCUAUAUGAGUGGAAUCAAGGUUUUAUGGGCUAG
Molecule: messenger RNA, 777 nt
Organism: Eruca vesicaria subsp. sativa (arugula)
Lineage: Eukaryota; Viridiplantae; Streptophyta; Magnoliopsida; Brassicales; Brassicaceae
Source: the annotation of a GenBank genome assembly